AUGAUAUGCGCUAAUCUGACUACCAAAAGAAAGGAAGAGAGCAAGAAAAGAGAAGUGUACAGCUCAACUGCCAAUGCUGGUGUAUGGCAUCACGCGAUGCAACAAGCGGCGGUCCAAAACCACUUAAUGCCUGGCGAGCCCAUUUGGAUGCAUUCGAGUUAUCGUCACCCACGCGGCUGGGUCGUCUCAUCUUCGAGUGACACAGUCAUAAGCGAUGCUACAUACAUCAUUAUUCUGGUUGCCUCCCACCUUUCUUCUGGCACCCGAUUUCACCAGCUCUCUCCUCUCUCUCCGUCCUCCCUCGCCUCAGUCCUCUCAGUCUCCCUUUCGUUGGUCAGUUUCUUCCCCAUUAACAGGCAAGGCACCCGCUACAGCUGUUCUCUUGCACCGAUGGGCCGGUUUACCGCCCCUCCUCCGCACCGACGCUCCGUCUACAUGUCGUACUGUCUGGCAGGAAAACCACUUAGCACGGCCCUUGAUCCUUCUCUCUCUAUCUCUCUCUCUCUCUCUCCUUCUCUCUUUCUGGCUCUUUCUUUCUCCCUCUCGCUCACCUACCGGCCGGCUUCAGAUGGAAUGUUCUCGGUGACUUUUCAACUAACAGGCGGUCUGAGACGCCGUAGCCAGUUCCGCUUUUAA
Protopolystoma xenopodis is the source of this 636-nucleotide messenger RNA. NCBI's taxonomy places the organism in Eukaryota, Metazoa, Platyhelminthes, Monogenea, Polystomatidea, Polystomatidae. The record is from the annotation of a GenBank genome assembly.